Umbelopsis ramanniana AG is the source of this 770-nucleotide messenger RNA. RefSeq lists its product as uncharacterized. Lineage: Eukaryota; Fungi; Mucoromycota; Umbelopsidomycetes; Umbelopsidales; Umbelopsidaceae. The record is from RefSeq and is a predicted model, not a curated record. The transcript has a single exon. Bases 299 to 457 code for a protein of 52 amino acids. Gene Ontology annotation, molecular function: palmitoyltransferase activity.
AAAAAGGACAAAGUCAUUACCAAGCGGAGUUCGUCCCGGUGUAACGGCAAAGGCCACCACCACGAGUUCUAGUAAUUUUGCCUCGUCGGCCAGACUAGAGCGCGAAACAUCAUUCCCCAUACAGGCUUUACUCAACGUGGCUGAGCUUGACAACCAGCAUACAGAUGAUACCAAUUCAGAUAUCAAGCCUCCUACAGAAAAUGAAGACGUGCCUGAAGCUCAGGACGAGGAAAAUGUUUCAGCCACCAAAGAUGAGAACGAACCAAAUGACGAGAAGGCAGCGGCGGUAGUAAUUCCAAUGAAGGAGGAAAAGACCCCAGAAGCUCCGCGUCCCCCAAUUGACUUUGAAUCCAUCUUGCCACAAACGAAGUGGUGCAAGACUUGUCAGUGCUGGAAGCCCGAUCGCACCCACCACUGCAGUAUUUGUGACGAAUGUGUCUUGAAGAUGGAUCAGUGAGUAGCACUUUAGUUUAUCGAAAACAUUGAGGAUAGAUCGUCGUAUACUGACCCUUUUCCGUGCACCCUUGUUGCUACCUUCUUAUUAUAGUCAUUGUCCAUGGUGAGUUGAACCCCACCGUGUAACGAGAAAAAGCAUUAGGUUAAGCGCUAACACAGUUUAUUUUUUUCCUUCGUGUCAUAGGGUCAACGGAUGCGUAGGAUACAACAACUACAAAUUCUUCAUCCAGUUUUUAUGCUAUACCACACUCAGUGGUAUGUGGAUGCUCAUUACCACAGCAAUCGCUUAUGCACAAUAUGGUCGUUCGGUGGGU